Molecule: messenger RNA, 477 nt
Organism: Ilex paraguariensis (yerba mate)
Lineage: Eukaryota; Viridiplantae; Streptophyta; Magnoliopsida; Aquifoliales; Aquifoliaceae
Source: the annotation of a GenBank genome assembly
AUGUGGAGGUCCUCUUGUAACUUGUUGAAACCGGGUUUAACGUCCGCUGUUAGAGGCAGAACGACGUCGUCAUUACAAGUAAUAAGGGCUUGUUUGGAGGCUAAUGAAUAUUCUUACGGAUGCUUAUGUGGGGCCAGAUCUUUGGCGCCAUUGUCGACUGUUUCGAUCUCUGCGGCCACGGGUAGCUGUGGUGGUGGUGAUGGUAAAGAUAAUGGUUUGAGUGGAGGAGGGGCUAACGGGGAAAGUAUAACGUUUGCGGAGGCGAAGAGGUUGAUGAGAUUGGUGAAUGUGGAGUCGUUGAAGAUGAAGUUGGGGAUGGAGGAUAAGGAGGUUAUUGGGUAUUCGGAGCUACUUGAAGCCUGUGAGAAUAUGGGUCUUGCCAAGUCUGUCAAUGAGGCGGCGGCUUUUGCCAGAGUUCUUGAUGAGGCUGGUGUGAUUCUUCUCUUCAGAGAUAAGGUUUACCUUCACCCCGACAAG